This is a messenger RNA of Aureobasidium musti, 1659 nucleotides long. Lineage: Eukaryota; Fungi; Ascomycota; Dothideomycetes; Dothideales; Saccotheciaceae. The record is from the annotation of a GenBank genome assembly.
AUGCCAGAAGCCGACUCCAAUGCUCGGCGAGAGCGACCAUGGCUCAUUCCCAGUGUAUGCCCAAGUCCCCCGCACCUUGGUCCAACACGCUCCUUCGCAGCUUCUAACUCAAGUAAACACAGANACAGGAAACUUCGCCAUUUGCAGGCCAUAACUCUUCGCAAUCUCGCUUUAUCUCAUGAAGCUACUCGUCCUCGCCGAGGCACGAUUGACGACGAUGGCCUUCCAGCCACUAAGAAGUCCCCGGCCAAGAUGCUUGCCCUGCGCGAUGCUCAUUCCAUGAACCACUCCAAAUCCUCCGAUGACCUCCGUCCCAUCCACGAAUCUGUCUCGCCGCUGUCUUCUAGCCCCACCAAGCAGCGUACUCCACCUCGUCCCUCGUUUGCCAAAUUGCGCAGAAGAAGUACUCUAGAAUGGGCUGCUUCGACCUCGCAACAGCGUCAGAGACGUCUCCACGAUGUCUCUGCCCAAAGAAUGGCCGACUUGUUCUACUCUAUACAUAUCCCCAAUCAACAAGAUCCCAUCUAUGUCAGCGAGGUGGCUGAAAAGGCCAUGAACCCCAACUUCAGGAACAUCCAUCUUGACUCGACUCAUCCUCAACUCUUGAGACUGGACGAGCUGACUCUCAAAUUCUGGGCUAAGAGCGAGGCCAUGUCACAAUACUGCUUGUUGAUAGACAUGACGUUGAGCAUGCGCUCCCUACAAUUCAUCGGCAAAACUGAUGGUCCCGCGAAGAUCAACAACUCUCGCACGUUGCCUACUUCAUCUUUCGAUGCUCUUUUGCGCCUCUCCAAGCUCGACGAUAGCGUUCAAGAUGCUUUGGCUCUUCGAAGACAGCUUGCUUCCGAACUAGAGCAGACAUUGCAGGACAACAGGACCUCACUAGACGACAAGACGCAGCUCGCCGAGACGACUGACNUUUCUCAAAACCAUCGAGUUCGCCACUGCAACUGUCAAAAGCAGCUGAAAGCACUCGAGCAGAAACGUGACCAGAAGCGCAAAGCUCUUCAGAACCGCAGGGAUCUGCUUGCGCGCGACUCUGCCUUGCGGAAGGAGAUAUUGUCGCAAGUUGAAGCUGGCAAAGACACUCUCUCAGAACUGACCGCCCGACACACCGGAGUGAAGACAUCCAUCACUCAACAACGCCGCCGCAUAGCUCACGAUCUAUCAAAGAUCUACCCGAUAGCACCUGUGCCGAACCAGAGUCUAGCUUUCACCAUCCGUGGCAUGCACCUGCCUAAUUCUGGAGCAUUGGACAUAGCAAGUCCCGAAUCUCUAGCCGCGGCUUUAGGCCAUGUCAGCCAUGUCAUCCAGCUUCUCUCACUCUACCUAGGGGCCAUCCUCCCAUACCCUUGCCGACCGCGUAGCAGCACAUCCACAAUUCUGGAUCCUAUCUCCAUCUUGAAUACCACCAGCGCAACCUCCAAAGCUGUUUCUGACGAAAUCGCUGCGCGAACAUUUCCGCUGUUUGCGAAAGGUGCUGUACGCUUUCGCUUCGAGUACGGCGUUUUCUUGCUGAACAAGGACAUCGAAAUAUUGUUGUCGACGCAUCUUGGGGUCAGAGUGCUGGAUAUUCGACAGACGUUACCGAAUCUGCUGUAUGUGUUUUACUGUGCCACAGCGGGUGAUGAGGAACUGCCUGCCAGGAAGGCUGGUGGU